CGUCCUCUCUGGCCCUCCCCGAGGGCCUUCCAUCCUGGUCGCCCUUAGUGCUUCCGAGGGGCGUUGUGGCUCCUCCAGCGCGCCCUCCCAGGCCGUGUCUGUCUUGAGGGAAGGGAAGGGGGCCCCUGAGGCGGCCUUCCUCUCCUGGGCGCCCACCCGACCGAGAAGGCCCGGAGGAGGAGGAGGACGGAGGAGGAGGAGCCGCGCCCUCUUGGGCCCAAAGCGAGCCAGCAGCCAUGGCGGCCUCCCGCCUGCCCCCGGCGGCCCCGACCCUCAAGCAGUUCUUGAGGCGGCAACAGGUCCUUCAGUUGUACAGAAAAAUUCUGCAAGCUAUUCGUCAGGUUCCUAAUGAAGCUGAUCGUGAUUACUUGAGAGACUGGGCAAGGGAAGAAUUCAAAAGAAAUAAAGAUGCUACAGAGGAGGAUACAAUUAGGAUGAUGAUUACUCAAGGCAACCUACAGCUUCAAGAGCUUGAGAGAACACUAAAGCUGGCAAAAUCCUAGGCUUAACUCUGCUGAUGGAUCACAGUAUCUUGUUGGCAUAAUUUCCGCAGAAGAUGUUGCAUUGGAGAGGCUUGCAAAAAACCCAAAGGUGAUUUCUGUGCAGACUUAGGCAAGGAAGAUAGCACAGUAUUUAGGUGGGAAAGCUGAGCUCAUGUGAACCAUAAGGUACUAUCAUGAGAUAUUUCCAAAUAAAUGUCUACAUUUGAACUAGACACAUCAGAAAUGCAAAAGGGAAUUUACUAUGUGAACAUAAAUCAGUCCUGUGAACACCAGAAUGUUAACCAAGCAUUCAAACUCUAAUUUUGUCAAAUUAAAAAAAUGGCUCACAA
Molecule: messenger RNA, 832 nt
Organism: Sceloporus undulatus (fence lizard)
Lineage: Eukaryota; Metazoa; Chordata; Lepidosauria; Squamata; Phrynosomatidae
Gene: LYRM2
Product: LYR motif containing 2
Exons: 3
Coding region: 237-503 (88 amino acids)
Cellular component (GO): mitochondrion
Source: RefSeq, a predicted model, not a curated record